AGUUGUAUUUAAUUUAACCAAGCAUCCAAUAAAGCGAAACCCCUUCUUGUGUCUUGUGUCUGAACUCAAACACCAUUUUCAACUAGUCACUCAGAAACUAAUGACAACAACAAACUGAGUAGAAAAUAAGCAGAGAGAAAACAACAACUACAAAUUUUCUUUUCUUUUCAGUUAUGGCGAAUCAUCCUUCCGAUACACCCGCCGACGAUUUCCUUGAACAAAUUCUCGGUCUCCCGAAUUUCACCUCCGCCGACGGAACCGACGCUUCUCCGAUGAUGCUGCAACUUAACUCCGGCGACGCGGCCUCUCACCUUGGCGCCGGAGGGGGGUUUCAUGCACCGGUUUAUCAUUUGGGUUUGAGCUUGGACCAGGGUAAAGGAGGAGGGUUUUUGAAGCCUGAUGAAGCUUCCGGGAGUGGGAAGCGUUUCCGGGAGGAUCUUGUUGAUACAAGACCUAAGAAUUUUUUGCAGACUUUUCAUGGACAACCCAUGCCUACUACAGUUCCUGCUGCUCCACAACCACCAGCAAUGCGUCCUAGAGUGCGGGCAAGAAGAGGACAGGCUACAGAUCCCCAUAGCAUCGCUGAAAGGUUGCGCAGAGAAAGAAUAGCUGAAAGAAUCAGGGCUUUGCAAGAACUUGUUCCUAGUGUCAACAAGACUGAUCGAGCUGCCAUGCUAGAUGAAAUUGUGGAUUAUGUCAAAUUCUUAAGGCUUCAAGUGAAGGUUUUGAGCAUGAGUAGAUUGGGUGGAGCCGGUGCAGUGGCUCCACUGGUAACUGACAUCCCAUUAUCGUCAGUCGAGGAAGAAGGAAGUGAUAGUGGGAGAAACCAACCAGCUUGGGAGAAGUGGUCUAAUGAUGGCACAGAAAAGCAAGUAGCUAAGCUCAUGGAAGAAAAUGUUGGGGCUGCGAUGCAGUUUCUUCAAUCAAAGGCUCUUUGCAUAAUGCCCAUCUCACUGGCAUCUGCAAUAUACCAAUCGCAACCAUCAGACAACUCCAGUAUAGUUAAGCCUGAAACUAUUCCUCCUCCAUAGACAUGCCUUCAACAAUGCUUGGCACAUCAUCCAGUGGUCCCAUCGAGCACCUCAUCUACUACUUCUGGGGCCCACAAGUUAUUUGUCUGUUCCUAACCUCCUUAAUCUUAGUCAUUGAUUUGCAUAAAGUUGCAUUCAAAGUAGGAUGCCAUAGUCUUUUCUUUUUUUGCGGUUGUUUCAGCUUUUGUCAAUACAGGGUUCAGUGUCAAUACCUAAAAAAAUGCAAGCAAACCCUAUCCUGUCCAUGGAAAAUUUCUUGUAAAGGGAAAUAACUUGUCAAAAUUAAUUUAAUAUGCUUUUCCUUUUUGUAUAAAAAAGGAUGGAGGUUAGUGGAAGAUGAUGUAAGUGCUUUGAUAGUGGGGUUUUUAGUUUUUGUAGUGGGAUGUGGGACCUUGUAAAAGGUUAGGGUGGUAUCCAUAUAGUAUUUAUUAGUGAUGUAACUCUAGAGGAUAUGAAAUGUUGAAGUGCAAUAGAUAAUGGUUGCUUUAAGAAUGCUGGUGUUGCAAGUCCAGAAGAAAA
Medicago truncatula (barrel medic) is the source of this 1550-nucleotide messenger RNA. RefSeq names its product transcription factor UNE12. Gene Ontology annotation, molecular function: DNA-binding transcription factor activity, RNA polymerase II-specific; protein dimerization activity; RNA polymerase II cis-regulatory region sequence-specific DNA binding. Lineage: Eukaryota; Viridiplantae; Streptophyta; Magnoliopsida; Fabales; Fabaceae. The transcript has 6 exons. Gene Ontology annotation, cellular component: nucleus. Bases 174 to 1031 code for a protein of 285 amino acids. Gene Ontology annotation, biological process: regulation of transcription by RNA polymerase II. The record is from RefSeq and is a predicted model, not a curated record.